Messenger RNA from Centrocercus urophasianus (Greater sage-grouse), 790 nucleotides. Its product is annotated as zinc finger SWIM domain-containing protein 6-like. Gene Ontology annotation, cellular component: Cul2-RING ubiquitin ligase complex. The record is from RefSeq and is a predicted model, not a curated record. Bases 8 to 616 code for a protein of 202 amino acids. The transcript has 2 exons. NCBI's taxonomy places the organism in Eukaryota, Metazoa, Chordata, Aves, Galliformes, Phasianidae.
UGCGAUCAUGGCGGAGCGCGGUCAGCUCCCUCCUUAUGUAAAGCGUUUCUGUUGUACACCUGGUUACGGUUCGGGGUGUAGGUUAGGCCAGCAGGUGGGCGAUACCGGGUCUGGGAGCGGAACGUUCUGCGCUGGAUCAUCAUCAGCCACCGUCACUGCUGCCCUGGUGCUGUUGCCGCUUGGCAAGACGCAAAGCCCCGAGUCCUUGCUAGAUAUUGCGGCUCGUAAGGUGGCAGAGAAGUGGCCUUUCCAGCGGGUGGAGGAGCGGUUCGAACGGAUUCCGGAGCCGGUACAGCGCAGGAUCGUCUACUGGUCCUUUCCUCGCAGCGAAAAGGAGAUAUGUAUGUACUCCUCCUUCGACACCGGUGCCGAGGGUUUUACCACCCUUGGGGGCGCAGCCGCCAACACCACGUCCGGUGGGGCCGUAGAUGCCGUCGCUGAUGAGAACCGCCUACCUUUCCGCAGGGGCAUAGCUCUGCUCGAUGGCGGCUGCGUCGAUAAUGUCCUGCAAGUCGGGUUCGCCCCCAGUAAUCCGGGUCAUCGCUGUACCCUGGAUCAUAGUAGGGAGGAUAUGUCUCCACCGCGCCUCCCCCACCUCCUCAGGGCCGCUAGUUAGAAAUGAAUCAGCAGAAGGCGCCACACAGGGAUGAGGAUCUGUUCCGCCCUCCUAAAUAAAUAAAUAAAAAAUGAAUGUGAGAUCCCAAGAGCGGAUCUGUGGUGCGAGGGAGGAGGAGGGAGCGGGCAGCGGGCGAAGAGCUGCGAACAAAGGCAUUUCUAGGAUAACGGCCAG